UGUAUCCCCACAUUUUAACAGUGUAAUUUAAAAAGUGUAAAUGUAGUACAAGAAUAUGCAAAAGAAUAUCCAAAUACCAAACCAACAGACAAAUAUCUGAAAAGUCAAAUGUUUCGGUCCAGCCCAAAGGUCAAAAGAAAUGCUGUUGAGCCAUUACUUCAUCGCAAUCGAUUCAAAAUUUCAAGAUAAACAAACAACAGCACCACAUGGAAAACACAGCUCCCACCCCCUCAUUCAUAUGAUUGGGACCACGGCUUUGAUACAAAAGAAGUGUGAACUCGGGUUCUGGUAAAAGAACGCAAGAUCACCUGGCAAAGCUGAAGCUGGCAAUCCCAGGAGUUACCACCCGAAUCCAUUAGACAAAAGGAAGGCCAUUACAGCUCAUCCCAGAUUCCCAGGUGGACAAAGAGGGAAACCUGCCCGAGGCCUCGACCUGCAGAGGACCCACAGGCCUUGGUAACGCUGUGGGACAGAACCACCCAGUGUGCAUCGCUCAGCUACUGACAGUGAUGGCGACUAUUGUAAUGGAGAGAAUCGGGCGAGUGUUCAUCAGCCUGCGGCAGAUCAGGGAGCUUCCCCGGAUGCUGACUGAGGCUGCACCCUCCAUGCCCGGCACUUUAAGAGACACUGAGGUUCCCUACUACUUCAGGGAGCGCUACAUCUGCACCGGCUACCGACCACUGCACCAAAACUGGCAGUACUACUUCCUGUCCUUAUUUCAGCGCCACAAUGAGACCAUCAAUGUGUGGACUCACCUGCUGGCCUUUUUAGUUUUUCUGGUUAAAUUGCGGCAACUCGCUGAGACUGUGGACUUUGUUCACGAUCCUCAUUCGUGGCCCCUGUUGGUUCUCAUCCUGUCCUCCUUGAUAUACUCAGCAUUCAGUGCAGCAGCUCACCUACUGGGUGGCAAGUCUGAGCUGUAUCACUACAUCUUCUUCUUUCUGGACUAUGUUGGGGUAGCACAGUAUCAGUAUGGCAGUGCUGUAGUUCACUUUUACUAUGCGGUGGAUGAGAGUCUGCACAGACAUGUGCAUGGGAUCUUUAUGCCUGUUGCCACAGUUCUCAGCUGUCUGUCAUGCCUGGGAUGCUGCUACGGCAAAUACUGCAACCACAACCUACCGCCCUGGGUGCGUAAGAUCGGCCAAGUGGUUCCCUCAGCACUCGCCUAUGCCUGGGACAGCAGUCCUGUGGCUAAAAGACUCAUGUCGUGGUCCACAGCCAACAAUGACCCAGCCAUUAUCUAUCACUUUGGCCAGGUGGCUUUCUUUUUCAGCUGUUCCUUCUUCUUCACAUAUCCUCUGCUAGAGCACUGCUUCCCUGGGCGAUGUGAUUUCAUGGGACAGAGUCAUCAGAUGUUUCAUGUUUUUUUAUCUUGCUGCACCUUUUGUCAGAUACAUGCCUCCCACCUGGACUUUGUGGGCCGUAGAAAAUUGUACUCACACUUGCACAAGAGCGGUGAGGCUGCUCUGUUUGUGGGACUUUAUGUGGUCACUUUGGUUGUAUGUGUGCUAAUUGUUGCCUUCAUGCUGCGGAAAGUAAAACUGUUGCUUGACUUGAAAGCCAAGUCCAAAUAAUAGAUUUGAUGAUUUAGGAUCUAUGUGCAAAAGCAUUCCUGUGCCUUUCCUCACACUUAGUGCUUUGAUAGAAAGGGAACAAAAUUAUACUUUCUGCAGGCUCGUAUUAUGUAAAUUGCAAUUGAAAUUUGAACAUUUCAUGACAACAAGUGGCAGAUUACAGCAGGGAUACAUAAUAUCAGACGUCAGUAUUUUGGUACUGAUUUGUAUUAAAUGUCGGAAACAAUCAGCAUUUUUCAUGCAUCAGCAAAAGCUGAUGGCAAAGAAAAAGGGAGCAUAAUCAAAAUCAGAUUCCCAAAACUUGCAUCACUGCCUUCAGUAUAUGGCCAUACAACAGAUCACUGCUGUUACUGAUAAAACAGAUGAUAUGCAGUUGGAUUUGUUACAUUACCAAGUUGUUUUGAUUCAUUUCUUUAGUCUAAACUACUAGAUUAAAUUGCAUUUAAAAUCUGCAAAAAUGUGUUUAUAUUGAUAUUUUAUUAUUCAUGUGGGCAUAUUUGACUCAAACAAAUACAUUUUCGAUUUUAAUUUUUUUUUUAUAAAGUAAUAAUUGUUGAAAUGGUUAAGGUUUAUACACUGGUCAAAGCAUGGGGUGACAUUUUCCUUUGACAAAGAUCUGAUUCAUAAUUAUUCACAUUAAUAGAAUCUACCCUUUUACGGUGUACUAAUUAUGUUACAACACGCAGGGCCGUUGUCGUGCCUUUUUUUUGCAAUUAUUUGCACUUUUUAUGUUAAACUUAAUAUGAAGUCAGUGCUGAUUUUUACUGAUCUCAACUCCUGACUGCCUUCAGAUAAUGGCACAGUAUACAAAGGAGGCCUUAGGAGUUGCUUUUUACAUGGUUUUACAAAUGUAGGUUCAAAAUCUUUGAAGACACAUUACGAGAUGUUUUUCAUUUCCAGUCUGAGAUUUAUACCUUUUUCUUAUUGCCGUUUUGCUUGCAGACUUUUUGAUAUAACUUAGUGCACUGCCUUUAAAUUGUAUUUAAGAAAGCUGAAUAUUGUUAUGAGGGACCACAUAUAUAAUAAUAAUAAUUACUACAACACCAAUAACAAUAAUACUACUACUAAUAAUAAUAACAACUUUAUUUAUAUAGCACCUUUCAAAAGUCAGGUUUCUAAAAUGCUUAACAAUCAGUUAAGAAGAAAACCAACAAAUGGUACACAAACAAUAAAACAAUAAACAAAAUAAAAAUAGACAGUUUACAAUAGAUUCUGAGGGUUGAAGAUUUAAGAUAAAAGAUAAAAGGACAGGACAGCAAAGAUAUAGAAAAAUAAUUGACAAUAAAUUUAGCAAAUAUAUACAGUAUAUGUCUUAUUUUAGACAUGAUGUCCGUGUAUCCCUACAGUAUGUGUAGACCGUUUUGUAUUAUGCACUGAAUAUUAGGAUGUCAGCAAUCACUGUAAUGUUUCUUACUGGAUAUGUUGUUUGUGCCUUUUGAAACACAAAAGACAAGUGAAUGUGGGUGUUACAUGAGUGUGUUAAUUGAAGAUAUUGUGAUAUCAUAUGUCUUGGGGAAAUAAAAAUGCAUACUGCUGACAAAUA
This is a messenger RNA of Scatophagus argus, 3117 nucleotides long. It is a transcript of the gene paqr7a, whose product is annotated as progestin and adipoQ receptor family member VII, a. The transcript has 3 exons. Gene Ontology annotation, biological process: response to steroid hormone. Gene Ontology annotation, cellular component: plasma membrane. Bases 510 to 1574 code for a protein of 354 amino acids. NCBI's taxonomy places the organism in Eukaryota, Metazoa, Chordata, Actinopteri, Scatophagidae. The record is from RefSeq and is a predicted model, not a curated record. Gene Ontology annotation, molecular function: steroid binding; nuclear steroid receptor activity.